ACCUUGUGUCUGACCAUGAAGUCUAACCUGUCGCCAGUCGCCAAAGCGCCCGUCAUCUCUACCAACACUGCGGCUCUGUUGUCGGUGCGUUUCAAGAUGCUGUCCCCCCACCCCCCACCGUAUACUCCUCGUCCUAUCGUUCGCCACACCUUGCAACAUAUCAAACCCCAUACUAAUAAUACCCGUGCCCGCAGACUGCCUAUGUACUGAUCUACGUGGUGCCGUUCUACUUGUCGUCUGCGACGCGACCCUCGCCCACUCUCACACGAGAUGCACCCUCUGCGAUACGUGCGAGGACAAACUCAGUAAAACUCUCGACCCUGGUGUGCUUCGCUCUUACCGCUUUCGUGUUGCAUCGGCAUGAUGUAUCGGUCCAAGAGAUGCUCAACCUGCUCGGCUUCUGGCCGAUCUCCCCUCUCGAUACAGCACGAACGAUGCUCCUCGUGACUAUCCUCUUUGCAGGGCCCAUCUUCGAGCAAGGGAUCGUGGAUGGAGCCAUCAAGGAUUGGGUGAAGUUGAAGGGAGUUCACGAGACACUGAGUAGCUGGAUUGGCUAUAGAGCCUUCAUCGUCGUAUGUCACUACUAACAUGCAGACAUGCGUUGGUGCUGACCACCAUAGGGCCCCGUCAGUGAAGAGCUUGUCUGGCGCUCUUUCAUGAUUCCGCUCCACGUGCUGGCCCAUUUCUCCG
Molecule: messenger RNA, 690 nt
Organism: Dothidotthia symphoricarpi CBS 119687
Lineage: Eukaryota; Fungi; Ascomycota; Dothideomycetes; Pleosporales; Dothidotthiaceae
Exons: 1
Coding region: 16-210 (64 amino acids)
Source: RefSeq, a predicted model, not a curated record